CGGCGCAGCAAGUGUAAAGUGUAACCAGUCCUGGGCGGACGGUCAAUCCGUUGCCUCGCUCUCUCGAUUAAGAUCGAUCAAUUGGAUUCGUCGUAUGAGCAAAGUCACCGAGAAGAAAACGAGUCGAGAAAAAAAGUGAUUUAGACUGUGUACAAAUUUUGGAUUACCCUUUUUCGCGAGAUUUCGUGAGGCAGGGCUUUAGAAGAACACAAUGUCAGCAGCUGUAAGGGAGCGGACGACGACGCACACCAGCAGAAAGAUCGUGAGUCAUGGCGGUCCUAUAUCUGGCCAGAGAGACGGAGCAGCAACGGCCAGCAGCCUCGAAAACAACUUAGACGCACUUCUCGAGGAUCUGCAGACGAGUGUCUCGAGAAGUGCCACUCCUAGUCGAGACAGAGUACUUUCGCCCCAAGUCGAAUAUCGGGUGGCUGCCAACCCUACCAGAGUGGUCUCCGAGGGUAGCAGACCCAUAUCUCCAAGUCGUACGAAGGUGACUACCACCGAGAAAUUUGUGAGUACUGGUCCAACCGGCGCACCCAGUGGUAUCCCGGGAUUAGAGCUCCUAGAUGCAGAGUUGCAAAACGUUCAACCCGGUCAAAGCAAAACGAUAGCGUACAAACAGGUGUCGUAUCAAUACAACAAGGAUUUGGAUGGAAAACCAGAUUCGUGGGUCGUAUCAGAAAACAAACGAUCUCUUACUGGCGCGCCCUUGAUUGACGACAUUCAUGAAACUACUUAUGAGGAGACUAAGACUCCAGCGACAUAUACUACAUAUCAAAGUCCAGAACCAAUUAUUAAAAAAACAGUAGUUAACAGAGAAUUAGUCUAUGGCGACAGUUCAACGUCUCGUUCGAAACAAACCUCUCCUUUACCAGGAACUCAAAGGGAUGUCAAAUACAUUCACGAAUCUAGCUACCAAACUGAUCCGCGAUCAACUCAAGCAUUAACUACAGUGCAUACGAGCACACCGCAAGAAUACAAAACCAUUGAAUACGUGCCGGUUCCGUCACCAACUCCAGCGAUACCGAUCAAUCUGGCACCCGGUCCGAACACAAAGGUGACUACCACGAUCAAGACGUAUACAUACGAACUGCCAGGAGCGCCGGAAACAUAUCUACCAGGUGGCAGUGUGCCAGGAAGAAAUGUUGUACUGCCUGGUGAUCAAACCAUCACGUACACCCUACCAGGAACAACCACAACUGCCACUACAGACAAGACAGUCACCUACCAAACCAUGACAGAGAAUGUACCCGGACAUCUCGAUACAUCGGUCAGAUACAAUAGCCCGUCGAACGAUGUCACCGAAAAGUCUACGACCAUCCACAAGGAAGCAAAAUACUAUCGCGAGGAACACGACGAUCCUAGUUGGAAGCCGAUUUACCGCAACGCACCGUUGCCAACAAAUAUGGAGACCAAGACCACCGUGACUGAGAAGUAUUAUCAGGUUGACGGUAAUUAUCCCAAUGGCCACGGACCGGAUGAUCGUCCGGAUUAUCCCGGAAGCACAACCGUCAUAUAUCAGAAUCAACCGCCUACCAUUGAACACACGAAAACCAUUAAACGAAUCGAAGAAUAUAGAUCUGAUAGACACAUGACGCCUGAUAAACCGGAUACUCCGACCAAGAUGACGACGACGACUUAUUAUCCGCAACACGGUACACCCAAUACAACGAUUUAUAAAUUUUCGAAUACUACCUCGACAGUACCACCGAGCAAGAACGCGGAGGAUCACGAAGUUCUCCUGCCGAAACCAUUUCCGACUGGUGUCCAGAUGUAUCCCGCUAAGCCAGUCACCAACGGCGAAGGACCACCGAAAAAACUCGAAGAUCUCAUGGCUUCGUUCUCCGACUCUGAGCGGGAAGUAUUGGAAGACAUACAGAGGCAAGAACGUCAUACUAGAGAAUCAUCAUCCAAGAAGAAAGAAGUCGAUUUUAUUCCGCACACACCACCAAAGGUCAAAAGUAAGAACGUUGCCGGCCCACCGGUCUAUUAUCCUCCUGGCUCGGCGGAAUUCACCAAGAAGGAAGAAUCUAGUGCAGCCAUGUCACAAGCUAGUGGAGGGUGGCAAAGGGCAAGUGGAAAAUAUGAAUAUGAGGCCUCCAGUAAAAGCAAAACCAAAACCAGCAAGGGAGGCGCUGUCGUCCCAGUUUGUUUGCCGUUAUGCUGUGCAUUGCCAUGCGUUAUUAUGUAAUUUAAUUUUUGCAUUAACAUAUAUUAAUUAAGCACAUAAUAUGGUCUGAAACAUCUAAUAUCACAAUAUAAAAAUAUAGCCUGCCAAGAAACAGAUCAGAGAAAGAAUUAAUGCAGAUAUAUGGUUUACAUCUAAAGCACAUUAAAAGCUUUUUUGAAUAUUUUUCCUUUUACCACAAAGUACAAUCACUUAAAUUGUACAUUUACUUUUUCUUUGUCUUUUUCUCUUCGAGAUCUAAACUCUUGUCUUAUUUUAAAUAUAUUUUAAAUACAACAAAUAUGGCUGAAAAGCAUAGAUAAAUAUGUAUAUGUGUUAAUAUUUAACAUAUGACAGAUCAUUUAUAUUAUUAAGCAAAUAAUCUCUCAAAACAGAUCUAUCAUGAAAGAGUGAGUUUAUAUAUUAACAUACUUAUAGGUAUAUACUUCAGAAUAACAAAUGUUUA
Molecule: messenger RNA, 2633 nt
Organism: Camponotus floridanus (Florida carpenter ant)
Lineage: Eukaryota; Metazoa; Arthropoda; Insecta; Hymenoptera; Formicidae
Product: soluble scavenger receptor cysteine-rich domain-containing protein SSC5D
Exons: 11
Coding region: 212-2191 (659 amino acids)
Source: RefSeq, a predicted model, not a curated record